AGAAUGACCAACAGUCUCAGUCAGUGCUUCAACGAAUCUAGAACGUAACAGUUGUUGGAUACGCGACAAGCAUCAUCUUGCGGUACAACGAUUUUUUCAAUUAAUUAGUUCGCGAUUAACUGUUUACUUUAAAGAAAACUUUUUGUUAUUAUAUAUAUUAUUUUUAAAAUUUCCUCGGAAUUUCUCUCUAUCUCUCUGCCAAUUGGAAGAACGCUUGAACUUGGUCCACUCACGAUAUUAUCGUCUACCAUGAAAAAUUUUCCUUUUUUGCUGUCUGUAACCGCAAUAACUGCGAUCUUUAGCUUUGUUCUGAUCGACAGAAGCACAGCUAUAAUUCCCGAACCUAAAGCACCAAAUUUUCAAUAUUUCGAACGGCCGAGAUAUCGUUACCCGUAUUACGAUGAGAACGGUAAAGGAAAGCUGUUGUACGGUUACGGCGGGCCGGAAUUGUAUCAAUAUAAAACGUUCAGUCUUCUUGAAGGAAUUUAUUAAUAUAAUUUAUUAAUAUACUUAU
Molecule: messenger RNA, 514 nt
Organism: Pseudomyrmex gracilis
Lineage: Eukaryota; Metazoa; Arthropoda; Insecta; Hymenoptera; Formicidae
Exons: 3
Coding region: 250-492 (80 amino acids)
Source: RefSeq, a predicted model, not a curated record